This is a messenger RNA of Dromiciops gliroides (monito del monte), 369 nucleotides long. RefSeq names its product keratin-associated protein 20-2-like. Lineage: Eukaryota; Metazoa; Chordata; Mammalia; Microbiotheria; Microbiotheriidae. The record is from RefSeq and is a predicted model, not a curated record. The transcript is spliced from 2 exons. The coding region runs from base 1 to 369 and encodes 122 amino acids.
AUGAGCUACUAUGGCAGCUACUAUGGGGGCCUGGGCUAUGGCUAUGGCUCUGGUUAUGGCUGUGGAUGUGGCAGCUUCCAUGGCCUAGGCUAUGGCUGUAGUGGCUAUGGCUAUGGAGGCCUGGGAUAUGGUGGCUAUGGCUGCUACUGCCCAUCCUGCUAUAGAAGCUACUAUGGAGGUCUGGGCUAUGGCUAUGGCUCUGGGUAUGGCUGUGGAUGUGGACGUUUCUAUGGCCUAGGCUAUGGCUAUGGGGGCUGUGGCUAUGGCUAUGGAGGCCUGGGCUAUGGUGGCUGUGGCUAUCGUGGCUAUGGCUAUGGCUGCUGCCGCCCAUCUUGCUAUGGAAGAUAUUAUUCCUGUGGAUUCUACUGA